AAAAUUCAAUGAUGCGGGACAGCUGGGUGGCUUAGUCAGUUACGUGUCUGCCUCUGGGAAUAGUGUGAAGAAGAGGCAAGAACAACAUGCCCCACAAGCACCCCACCCCCCCCCCCCCCCCCCCCCCGCCAACCGACGGCGAGAAGGCCACGCCCCCCUGUAUCCCCGCCACCAGCGCUUACAUCCCACCGCAGCUGCCACCAUGCCCAAGAGAAAGGCUGAAGGGGAUGCUAAAGGAGAUAAAGCCAUGGUGAAGGAUGAGCCACCCAGAAGAUCUGCAGGGUUAUCUGCUAAAUCUGCCCCUCCACAGCCAGAGCCCAAGCCUAAGCAGGCCCCUGCAAAGAAGGGAAAGAAGGUACGCAAAGGGAAAAAGGGGAAAGCUGCUGCUGGCAAGGAUGGGAAAAACCCUGCAGAAAAUGGAGUCGCCAAAGCAGACCGGGCACAGAAAGCUGAAGGUACUGGAGAGGCCAAACGAAGUGUGUGCAUGUUAGAUGACUGUGCACAUCUGGUGACCGUACAGUUGGAAAUACUAUUUUUUAUCAAGUUUUAUAAAAAUGCAGAAUUUUGUUUUACUUUUUUUUUUUUUUAAGCUUUAUACUGUUGUUUUGGGGGAAGGGCAUAUGUCACAAAUAGA
Messenger RNA from Mustela erminea (ermine), 634 nucleotides. Its product is annotated as non-histone chromosomal protein HMG-17-like. Gene Ontology annotation, biological process: chromatin organization. The record is from RefSeq and is a predicted model, not a curated record. NCBI's taxonomy places the organism in Eukaryota, Metazoa, Chordata, Mammalia, Carnivora, Mustelidae. Gene Ontology annotation, cellular component: nucleus; chromatin. Bases 203 to 589 code for a protein of 128 amino acids. The transcript has a single exon. Gene Ontology annotation, molecular function: nucleosomal DNA binding.